Theobroma cacao (cacao) is the source of this 2385-nucleotide messenger RNA. Its product is annotated as BTB/POZ domain and ankyrin repeat-containing protein NPR1. Gene Ontology annotation, molecular function: protein binding. Lineage: Eukaryota; Viridiplantae; Streptophyta; Magnoliopsida; Malvales; Malvaceae. Gene Ontology annotation, cellular component: nucleus; cytoplasm. The record is from RefSeq and is a predicted model, not a curated record. Gene Ontology annotation, biological process: defense response to fungus; regulation of salicylic acid mediated signaling pathway; regulation of jasmonic acid mediated signaling pathway.
UCCUAGCCGUUAAAUCCAGAUUCAGAAGGAAGAUGAGAAAAAGGGCAAAAAUGCGGUGAUCCUGAUGUACGGACGUGAAGCCGGGGGAAAAUGAAUCCAUGAUUCCUAUGAUCAUGAUAAAGGCAACCUUAAAAAGAGGGCAAAUGAAGAGAACAAUCUAACAAAAGUAUCUAACUCUUCCUCUUUAUGUUUCUUUAUAACUUGUUCGUCACGCCCAUGUUCCUUUUCCCAGCUGAAGCUAGCUCUUCCUCUCUCUCUGUCCUUUGACUUUCUUUCCUCUCAGUAAUCCAUGGCGGUUUCUCUCAAUUUCCUUUUCCUUUAGUUCCACAACUCAAAGCCCCCUUUUCCAUCGCAGAAUCCUCCGUCUCUCUGAACCGUUUCUUCUUCAGCUACCAACAGAAAUGCCUUUGAGUCUCAAAUAGUUUUCCUUUUUUUUUUCCUUAUGGAUAACAGAAAUGGCUUUUCGGAUUCAAACGAAAUCAGCAACAACAGCAGCACGUGCUGCAUCGCGGCAGCAACCAACAGCGAAACGCUCGCUUCAUCAGAACCGUUGAACACUCCCGCCAUAGCAGCUCUUCAAAUUCUUUCCAGAAACCUCGAGUCCGUUUUCGAAUCAACGGACUCCGAUUCCUUAUACUCCGAUGCCAAAAUUGGGCUUUCCUCGGGCCGUGAAGUCCCCGUCCACCGCUGCAUUUUAUCGGCGAGGAGUUCCGUUUUCAAGACCGUGUUUUCGGGGCUAAAAGAUAGAGGAGCUAAGUUCGAGCUGAAAGAGUUGGCUAGGGACUAUGAGAUUGGCUAUGAUUCUCUUGUUGCGGUUCUGGCUUACUUGUAUAGUGGAAGAGUGAGAUCGUUGCCGAGAGGCGUUUGCGUUUGCGUUGACGAUGAUUGCUCCCACUUGGCUUGCAGGCCGGCUGUUGAUUUUGUGGCUGAAGUUUUAUACGCAGCUUUUACUUUUCAGGUCUCUGAAUUGAUUUCCCUUUAUCAGAGGCAUCUUUUAGACAUUAUCGACAAGGUUGAAAUGGAUGAUAUAUUGGUGGUUCUUUAUGUUGCAAAUAUGUGCGGUAAUACUUGUGAAAGAUUGCUGGCAAAGUGUAUAGAGACUCUUGUAAAAUCUGAUGUUGAUAUUGUAACACUUGACAAGGCCUUGCCUUAUCACAUUGUGAAACAAAUCAUGGAUUCCCGUCUGGAACUUGGUUUGGACAAGCCUGAGAACACAGGUUUUCCUGAUAAACAUGUGAAGAGGAUACAUCGUGCUUUGGAUUCGGAUGACGUUGAAUUAGUGAGAAUGCUACUGAAAGAGGGUCAUACUAAUUUAGAUGAGGCAAGUGCACUUCACUAUGCCGUGGCAUACUGUGAUGCGAAGACCACAACUGAAUUACUUGACCUUGGACUUGCUGAUGUUAACCGUAGAAACUCAAGGGGAUACACUGUGUUGCAUGUUGCGGCAAUGAGGAAAGAGCCUAAGAUUAUAGUAUCUCUUUUAACCAAAGGUGCCCGGCCAUCUGAUCUCACCCUAGAUGGUAGGAAAGCUUUUCAGAUCUCAAAGCGACUCACCAGGGCUGCAGAUUACUAUAUGUCUACUGAGGAAGGAAAGGCUUCUCCAAAGGACCGUUUGUGCGUUGAGAUACUGGAGCAGGCAGAAAGAAGAGAUCCAUUGCUUGGAGAAGCUUCUCUUUCUCUUGCCAUGGCUGGUGAUGAUCUACGGAUGAAAUUAUUGUAUCUUGAAAAUAGAGUUGGAUUGGCAAAACUUCUUUUCCCCAUGGAAGCAAAAGUUGCGAUGGACAUUGCUAAAGUGGAUGGAACAUCUGAGUUCACAUUAGCCAGCAUCAAUUCCAACAAAUUAAAUGAUGCCCAAAGAACAACUGUGGACUUGAAUGAGGCACCUUUUAGAAUUCAGGAGGAGCAUCUAAAUAGGCUGAAAGCACUUUCUAGAACAGUGGAGCUCGGCAAACGCUUUUUCCCUCGUUGCUCAGAAGUGCUGAACAAGAUCAUGGACGCUGACGACUUAUCUCAGCUAGCAUGCGGAGGAAAUGACACUCCAGAGGAGCGACUUGUUAAAAAGCAAAGGUACGUGGAACUCCAAGAUGUACUGAGCAAGGCAUUCAAUGAGGAUAAAGUAGAGUUUGACAGAUCAACUAUCUCAUCUUCUUCUUCAUCAAAGUCAAUAGGGGUGAGCAGACCUAAUGGUAAGCUAACUGGUAGUGGUAGGGGCGGUUAGACCAUAGGCCUAAUGCAAUCUUUUGUAGUUGUAUCAUAAUAAUUCCGUUUCUUUUUGACCUUUGGUUAUUUUUUGGGUUUUUGCUUUGUAUACUAUAAAUUAGAACAUCAUUGAUCACAGGAAGAUGUGGACAAAAGAUACCGUUAAUUUGCUUUUCUUUUCUUUCU